ACCCACAGCUGUGAGAGGUCCUGGUCGCUAGCUGGAAGCAAGCGACGUCCUCUCGAGGGGUGCCUCGCGUCUAAAACAGACCGACACGUCAGGCGGUGUGGGAGAAAACGGGUUUCCGCGUAACUUGUGUGCUUAAACUUCAGCAUGCUGGGAAGUAGCAUCGGUCUGGGGCUAGCCGCUGAUGCUAGCUGGUCAGCUGGACCAGGAGCAGGUGUCUGUUGUUGCUAGGUUGCUAACGCCAGCGUUGCCCCUUUACGAUGCCUGAGCCAUUCUUGGCUAAUGUUACGGGCAUAUUGCGCCAUGCAGACCCCUGAGACAGGCGCUGACUCCACCUCCACAGUCCCUCUUCAGACCACCGUGCCUGUCCAGCCUACCGGCUCCACCCAGCAGGGGCCUGUCCAGCAACAGGCCCAGACUGUUCAACAGGUUCAGCAUGUUUACCCAGCACAGGUGCAGUAUGUGGAGGAAAACAGUAGCGUCUACACUAAUGGCAACAUAAGAACCUACUCGUACUCAGAGCCGCAGCUGUACAGCCAGAACAGUGGCGGGAACUACUUUGACACGCAGAGCAGCUCAUCACAAGUUUCCACUGUGGUGACAUCUCAUGGCAUGACCAACAAUGGAGGAGGGGGCAGUGGAGGAAUGAGCAUGAAUCUGGCAGGGGGUCAGGUAAUCAGCACCAGUCCUGGGGCUUACAUCAUGGACAACGCUGCACCCCACCCUGUCAGCCAGACGGCACGAGCCUCCCCGGCCACAAUUGAAAUGGCGAUUGAGACUCUUCAAAAAUCUGAGGGUUUAUCCAGUCAGAGAAGCUCGCUGCUCAACAGCCAUCUCCAGUGGCUGUUGGACAAUUAUGAGACAGCAGAGGGCGUAAGUCUACCACGAUCCACCCUCUACAAUCAUUACCUGCGCCACUGCCAGGAGCAGAAACUGGACCCUGUAAAUGCAGCCUCUUUUGGUAAACUUAUCCGCUCCAUCUUCAUGGGACUCCGUACAAGGCGCCUAGGGACAAGAGGGAACUCCAAAUACCAUUACUAUGGUAUACGUGUGAAACCAGACUCGCCACUCAAUAGACUCCAAGAAGACAUGCAGUAUAUGGCACUCAGACAGCAACCUGUUCAGCAAAAACAGAGGUUCAAGCCGGUGCAGAAGUUUGAUGGCUGCUCCGGGGAGAAUUACUCAAGUGGAGGCCAGCACCUUCCUGGUGCAGAAGAGCAGACAGUCAUUGCACAGAGUCAACACCACCAGCAGUUCCUUGAUGCGUCGCGGGCACUCCCUGACUUUGUAGAGCUGGACCUGGGACCGAGCAAUACAGAGAACAUCAGCCCAGAGGAUGUGAAAGCUCUCCAGUCCCUUUACAGAGAGCACUGUGAGGCUAUCCUGGAUGUGGUUGUCAACCUCCAGUUCAGUCUAAUUGAGAAGUUGUGGCAGACAUUUUGGCGUUAUUCUCCCCCUGACUCUGUAGAGGGUGCCACUCUAACAGAAAACAGCAGCUUAAGUGAGAUUGAAGCACGGCUUCCCCGUUCACAGCUACUGGAACUGUGCAGGAACGAGACUGUGCUCAAAUGGAUGAGUACCUGUGACCAUCUAAUGUACCAGGCUCUUGUGGAGAUCCUCAUCCCUGAUGUCCUGAGACCCAUUCCCAGUGCCUUGACUCAAGCCAUUCGCAACUUUGCCAAAAGCCUGGAAGGUUGGCUCAAUAAUGCCAUGAAUGCCAUUCCCCAGAGAAUGAUCCAGACCAAGAUUGCCGCUGUUAGUGCCUUUGCGCAAACACUGCGCAGAUACACAUCUCUGAACCACCUGGCUCAGGCGGCACGUGCUGUUUUGCAAAACACGUCACAGAUUAACCAGAUGCUGAGCGAUCUCAACCGUGUUGACUUUGCCAACGUACAGGAGCAGGCAUCAUGGGUGUGCCAGUGUGAGGAGGGAGUUGUUCAGCACUUGGAGCAGGACUUCAAGGCCACGCUACAGCAGCAAAGCUCUCUGGAGCAGUGGGCAGCUUGGCUGGAGAAUGUGGUCACUCAGGUGCUCAAGCCUUAUGAGCACCGGUCCAGCUUCCCCAGGGCAGCUCGACAGUUCCUGCUCAAGUGGUCCUUCUACAGUUCUAUGGUGAUCAGGGACCUGACCCUUCGCAGUGCUGCCAGCUUUGGUUCCUUCCACCUGAUUCGCCUGCUGUACGAUGAGUACAUGUUUUACCUUGUGGAGCAUCGUGUGGCUCAAGCUACUGGAGAGACGCCCAUUGGUGUCAUGGGGGAGUUCGACAGCCUCAACACGCUGUCCCUCUCUAACAUGGAUAGAGAUGAAACCAGUGGGAUGGACAGUGACUUGGAUGACGACAUAGAGGAGACGGGGGAACCUCUUGCAAAGCGAGAAAAGUCGGAGCACGAGGUGAUCCAGGUGAUCCAGGUCGGGGCACUCGAGGACGGGUCCCACCCUGUAGUGGGGGUCGUCCAGCCAGGUGUCCUCCACUCGCUGCCCCAGCCCCAGCAGGACCACACUGAACACAUUCUAACCCCUUCUGCCGCUACUCCCACCAUCCGCCACUGCAGCGCCACAGGCAACACCUACGCCUCCGUUUGAGGGUCCGAGGGCACGUCCGACCUUUGUUUGGCCUGUUUUGCUGUCUCACUCUCCACAUAUCUUUCUCUCUGUAAGUCUAGAUGUUUCCGUCUUUUCCAUGCAUCGUCUCUGUCUGCACUUGUGCGGACAUGCUCUCCUCUCCAUAUCUGUACCCGUCAGUUGGGGAGUGCUGAAAUGAUGAUGCUCCGGCUAAGAUGUGCUGUCCGUGUCCGACUGCUUAGAUUCUGGAUGUGGUGUCGGCCCGUACAGGUGUGCUCUAUCGCAAUGCGGCACAUGGAGGAGGACUAAUUUGACCCGUUAAAUGUUUCCUGCCUUGGCAUGACUCAAGGCCUCUGUCUAAACAGACGGGUUUUGUCUUGAAGGAAAAUUCCACUCUUUCAAAGUACUGAUGUCUCAGAGCUCAAAUCCAUGUCACCAGUCCCAGUGGUGGAAAGUCAUCGAUUGACUCAAGACCUUCACCUAUUGUAAAUAGUUUUGCUGUACUUUCAAUUGGUAUUACCCAAAAACUCAUGGUGCUAUCAUUGUGUUUUGUUUUCAAUUUGAUUUCCAUUUAUCCCUCCUAAUUUUAGCAUGAUUUAUGUCCACAUGCAUUCCAACUGCUGAUAAACAUUUGGCUGAACAAAAUAUUUUGAGUAUUGUAUGUAGCUAAAGAAAUAAAGGGAGGACGUUCUAUGUAUGCGUGGCAAGGAUCAUGGGGCAGUUUUUUGAAAUUCAUAUGGUAGCCACCCACUGACAACCACUUCUAGAUUUUAGCCACAGAAAAAGAACCCCCUAAAGAAGUAUCUGUGCUGCUACUUGUGUAUAUAGAAAUGAGAUUGAGAAGACCAGCUGUACAGAACCACUUCCUCAAUGCUAGCUUUUCUAUGCACUCUGUGCAUAACGCUUGCCUUUCAUCAUUGUAGAUGCUCUGUAGUGUCGUUUACAUGACCAGCUAAACAAUUUACUGGACAUGUUCCCCUGUUUGUUUGUUUGUUUGUUUGUUGUUUUUUUUGGUUGCAGUUUUUGUCUUAACGAAAUCUCUUAAGUUCACAAAGGACCAAAAACAAACCAACAAGAGGAUGCUGAGAGGGAGCCACUUGGGCCCACCCAAGAGCUGUCUCCUGUCCCACAGUGCCAUGUCGCGGAGCAGAAGGAAUGUCAGGGAUUUAAUGUACCUCGGCUUUAUCAUAGUGCCUUAUCCUUAAAUGCAGCUGUCCUUGUAGUCCUGACUGUGUGCUGCAGAGAGCCCACAGCCCCCCUCUGCAUUGUCCCAGCCACACAUUUGGCUUUCUGGUGACUGGUGGCUGGAUUUGGGCUGGCUCAUCAGUGUUGAGACCAAGGAAUACAGGCACAGACACACCUGUUGUUUUCUCUGGAUCAGCUCUACUAAGCUUAUUACUUAUCUGAAUCAUGGUCUUUAGCCUUGCUCCUGCUCUCACUCUGCCCUCUUGAGGCGUACUCUUGCAUUAGCCUUUGUUAUCGGGUGAAGUGUGUGUGUUUGUUUGUUUGUUUGUUUGUAUGCGUGUAUGUGUGUCGACAUGAAUGCAUAGGUCUGCACUGUGUUUUUAUGUGCACGUGUACACGUGUGUGUAUAUAAGCCUGUGUGUCUGCGUGCUUGUGUGUAUGUGUUGAAACACAUCCAUCAGUCACCCUACCUCAAACCAGUGGUGCCAGCCCUUUGACGCGUGCAGCACAGUCACCAAACCUUAUUGCACACACACCACUGUACUGCACAAAUCUCAACGCGAUAGAGAAAAACGGCAUUGCUUUUCUCUCACCUCUGAUACAUUUCCAUUUCAGUUUUUAGCCCAUAAAUGCUUUCAUCCUUUGUUCCCUGUUUAAAGUUCAUGUUUGUACAGUGGACCAAAAGUAGAUAUUUUGUGAUAUUCAAAGAGAUAUAUAUAGAUAUAUAUAGAUAUAUAUAUGUGUAUAGUAUAUAUAAUGAUGAUACACUACAGAUAUUUGUUGCUUUAUAUGUGAUUGUUUCUUUUCGUAGCUUUUCUGUAAGUAGUUCAUAGACUGUGAAAUGGGAAAGACAUGGGGACUAACUUCUGAUUCAUUCGACUACAUCUAUACUUGAACUGUUCUAACAUUAUAUGUUGUGGAGAUUAUUGAGAUUAAUCCUCUAAAUAGGAACAAUUUGUUACUAAAAUGAUUUUUCUUGGGUUUUUUUCAUGCUUGUUUAAAUGGUCUGCACGAUUGUUUUCGGCAGAAGUGUUUAUUUAUUGAUAUUUAUUGUGUUUUGGUUUAGAUGCUCACUCAUUACACCAUAUUCUAAUGGGUACUGGUGAUGAAUCAUGAAUUAUACCACUGCAAAUGGCAGACCUACUGUAAAGGAGGACCAUGACUUGUUUUUCUUUCAUGUAUGUAGGUUUAUUAAGGUGGAGAAAAGAAGAAGAAAAAAAAGGGAUGGCACUGUAUUUUCUGUAAUCACUUGUUGUAGGCGCCAUCACUAGUUAAUGAUUCCUUCUUCAGAUACGAGAGGUCCACAGGAAAUGUUUUCUUUGUGCCUGCGUAGCAGUAACGGAGGCUGGGAGAGCAAGUACUGCAUGCCAUUUAGGUUUCUGGGUCAGUGGAAUCUCACAGAUGUUUGGUUAAAUCAUUUCCAUGACACUUCGGGGGAGAUCGGAAAUGUUAACCCCGAGUCCGCUGACUUGAAAUGUCUGGCUUACCAGAUCUUGGAAUUGAGCGCACACAAAUCUGGCUUUUCGAUUUAUAUUUAAGAACAGUUUGAAAAGGUCAAUGAACUUCAAGUAGCUGGAAGUCGGAGGCCUGUAGCAUUUUGUUUACAUCCGUCCGUGACCAUAAUGAAUUUGUUCUCCGACUUCUGGUUUUAAUCUGUUGAAUGCAAGUUGGGAGAACACAGAAAAGUGAAAAUGUCCAAAACAAAAAUGAAUGCAGCCAGAAACUUGAGCCCUAGUUCAUCUCUUGUACAGAACUUUCUCCAGAGCUGCAUUUAAAUCUGUGUUCUCAUAACUGUGACAAAAUGAAGUCUAUUCCCAAAAGCUCAAUCAGCUGACCCCAACAUGCACAUGGAUCUUUGUGACCGACGUUAUAAAAAGUGAUGGCCUUCGGCCGGCGUCAAUUUUCAGAUGAUGUUCUAAAUCUGGAAAUUGUAUAACAAUUAUGAAUGAAAGUUGUGCAGGAUGAUGCUUUGUCAUUUUUACCUUUCUCUCACUGAAUGAUUUUAUUUAAUUUUCUCCCAACAUGAAUCUCAGCUCCCUUGUCAUAUAAAUCAAGUACAACAUUGUAGAUGUAAACUUGUAUUAUUUUGUGCCUGAAGUGAAAACGGCUUAUACAAUGUCUUUCUUUAACUCUUAAUUGUGUGCUUUAGGGUCAUCAAGUGCUUUCUGGUCUUGCACGCCUACCAUGUGCUGCUAGAAAUAGUUUUUUUUGUGUUUCAUUUUUGGUCGUUCCAUUUUAUUAUACAUAGACUUAUGUGCCAGACAGUGAUUUUUUUCGCUUUCCGCAUCUCAAAAUCUGCCCGGUUUAACACUGGACUGAUGCUAAUGCUGCCAACACAAUUGUACUUUUACUUACUUCUCAGUGUCUUUGGAAUUGAGAAAAGAUUGUUUCUGUAACGGCUGUUUUUGAAAGAGGGGGGGGGGGGGGAAAAAGAAAGACAUAAGCUAUUCCUUAACUUGUCAUAGGAGCGAAAGCUUGAGAGUUGCCUCUUCACCUGGACGACACGGCAGCUUCACUGACCCAGAGCAGACUCCAGUGCCUUUAAUUUCGCCCCGGCCAGAGCAGAUGGCCCGGGUGACUAUUGGGUCUCUGGUGGGUGGUGGUGGUGAGGGAGGCUGAGCAGACUUUUUCAUUGCACAGGUGCUGCCACUGAGGGGACACCAGGGAAGCAUAAAGACCUGUCUUCAGAUUGGACUAUUUAUUAGCUGGAUGUGACUCCAUAGACACACACACACACACACACACACACUUUUAGUAGUUUACACGUGGUAGAUUACCUUCAGACGGCUUUUUAUUGUACAGAACUGGUUCAUGAACAAGGUGAGUUACUGUAAGUAAAAUGCUCUUAUGAAUUGUUUUUUCUCAUGAUCGUGAUUUCUUUUGUCAAAUGAUAUUUUUCUGAAUGCUGUGACCCGUUUGAGAUUUGUAUUUGGAUGUUUUCAAGUGCCAUUUGACAGUCUAGUGAGUCGUGGCCAUCUGUAGCACGCUCUAAUGCAAGCACAAGCAUUUGGCAGUGGCAUUUGGGGAAGGUUUUUUUUGUGUUCACCCUGGACAAAUAUGUAUAUAUCAAAAAUCUGAAAAAAAAGGUAUAUUUAUUUGUGUCUUAAUUAUUUGAUUUAUUCUUUUGGUGAACAUCCUAUAUGUUGGCUGAAGUGCUUUCUUUCUCUUUUUUUGGAUAAUGUAUAAUAUCUGAUAUAAUAUAUACACACAAAUUUCAUGUGACUUUCUUUUUGUGUGCAAUUUAAGUUACUUCUCAAAUUGACAAACGAACCAAUGCGUGUAGGGUGAUUUGUAUCGUGUAUUUUACAUACAAAAAAACGAGGACAAUUGGGGGACUUUUAUAUUUAUAAAGACAUUAUCAUUUAGUGUGUCGUAUUGAUGAAUAUAGAAACUAUUAAAGACACAUGUAGUUUGGUUUUCUGAAUAUUUCAGAUCUCAGCUCAGGCUAGCUUCUUAGUGUUGUUUUCUUAAAAUUUGUGACUCGUCUUUGCAGUAAUAAACGUUUUCUUGUUCAA
Cyclopterus lumpus (lumpfish) is the source of this 7259-nucleotide messenger RNA. RefSeq names its product regulatory factor X, 3 (influences HLA class II expression) (gene rfx3). Gene Ontology annotation, biological process: regulation of transcription by RNA polymerase II. Lineage: Eukaryota; Metazoa; Chordata; Actinopteri; Perciformes; Cyclopteridae. Gene Ontology annotation, molecular function: DNA-binding transcription factor activity, RNA polymerase II-specific; RNA polymerase II cis-regulatory region sequence-specific DNA binding. The transcript is spliced from 17 exons. The record is from RefSeq and is a predicted model, not a curated record. The coding region runs from base 280 to 2580 and encodes 766 amino acids. Gene Ontology annotation, cellular component: nucleus.